This is a messenger RNA of Alternaria rosae, 1349 nucleotides long. RefSeq lists its product as uncharacterized. Bases 382 to 1227 code for a protein of 281 amino acids. Lineage: Eukaryota; Fungi; Ascomycota; Dothideomycetes; Pleosporales; Pleosporaceae. The record is from RefSeq and is a predicted model, not a curated record. The transcript has a single exon.
AUGUCAUACCCACCACUCUCGCCUAGCGGCCUGCCCAGCUCCCCACGAGCAAACCGCCAAAUGCAAAUGCUUUCUCCGCUCGACACAUCCUUCUCGGCCAACUCAUCACAAACAAACUCGCCUUACUCCAGCACAUCGGAAAAGGACUCGCGUAAACCUCGCGACAUCUUCGCCGACGCUACCAUCCCUCUCAGCCCGGCAUCAACAACAGCCUCGCACUCCAAAGAGAACCCCUACGAGGGACUUGAACCACGGAAGCGCAGCGGCCUCGCACGCCUAUUCUGCUGUCUCGGCCGCGAAGAACGCGCUCGGCGUCGCGUGAACAGGAGCUUGGAGUUUGAGAAGGUCGGCGAGCAGUGCCAUUGGUCUGAGUACUAAGAGAUGGCAUCCUCGAUCACACAAUCGGUGGACAUUCAUGUGGUCGUGUCGUGCAAAGCCCGAUCGGACACCGAUUCGCGACUUGAAACGCGACAGCACGGAAGACCACCCCACCGAAUCGUCAAACAUCUGACAGCCCCGGACACACACACACACCGAACGAACAAUCCCCCGGUCGGUGUCCGAAAGUCCGUACUUUCCUGCGAUGCGUUGCGAAAGUCUAAUCGCAUUGCUCAAACACCUUUUCGAUACAACAUGUCGAAUCUUAUACCCCCUCGUCACUGCGACGUUUCUUAUGUUUAUAUUUACAACAACACAUCUUCUCGGACUGGAGUCUUUCCGGUUUCCUUUGGCUGGGGCAAUGCUGUUGCCUGGAUAGAUCGAGCAAUUGCAGGGUUUCUUUACUUUGGAAGCGUUGGUGUUGGGGCUGUUCUGCUUUACAUGGCUCUCAUGAAGAGAGAUCAUAGUUUGCUCGAGAUAUGGAGAGAGUGUGAUAUCGUCCAAGAGGGAAAAAAGGAAAUACAAUACAAUACAACAUCCUCAUCACACUAUGUCUGCAAUCACACCCCUUGUGUAGUUUAUCCUACGCCCACUUCUCGCUUUUCCCCAACAACCUCAUCCCUCAGGCUGCAAUGUUUCUUUAAAGCUAACAGGCACACACGUCGACGUAAGCAGGUACACCUCAGAGCCAUGCCUCUCCCGUCCACCCACCACAACCCGCAUCACCUCCGCCCAAUCACUCAAACGCCAACAUGGAAAACUUCACUUCCACUUAGGACAACGCGGGAAAAUGGGUUCAUCAUGUUGUGCGAACAAAGUAGCAGGGACAUCAUCAAUACAAUUACUUGAAUGAAAAAUCGUAUUCGGGGACCCCUACGAACCUACCUACUCCGGGCUCACGUCUACGACUCCCCGGUCCAGAAUAUGCUAGAAGUCAACUUCGGAUACGUUUCGUCUGUGACGGGGUAGGC